Molecule: messenger RNA, 1042 nt
Organism: Bubalus bubalis (water buffalo)
Lineage: Eukaryota; Metazoa; Chordata; Mammalia; Artiodactyla; Bovidae
Gene: ANAPC16
Product: anaphase promoting complex subunit 16
Exons: 3
Coding region: 1-333 (110 amino acids)
Biological process (GO): protein ubiquitination
Cellular component (GO): anaphase-promoting complex; cytosol; kinetochore
Source: RefSeq, a predicted model, not a curated record
AUGGCUGCCUCUUCAUCCUCCUCCUCAGCUGGUGGGGUCAGUGGAAGUUCUGUUGCUGGAUCUGGUUUCAGUGUCUCAGACCUUGCCCCACCACGGAAAGCCCUUUUCACCUACCCCAAAGGAGCUGGAGAGAUGUUGGAAGACGGCUCUGAGAGAUUCCUCUGUGAAUCUGUUUUCAGCUAUCAAGUGGCAUCUACGCUUAAACAGGUGAAACAUGAUCAGCAGGUUGCUCGGAUGGAAAAACUAGCUGGUUUGGUAGAAGAGCUGGAGGCAGAUGAAUGGCGAUUUAAACCCAUCGAGCAGCUGCUGGGGUUCACACCCUCUUCAGGUUAACCUGGCCUGGAUGGUCAUCUCGGGUGCACAGCAAGUGCAGGUCUAGCAAGGAACUUUUCUUACAAUGUAUAUAGCCAUCCGAGAUUCACGGCUCCAUCACUGAAUUGUUAAUUCACAUUCAUACUUGGUUUCUCUGUAUCUAUACACAAGCAACAAAUUCUUAAGUGUGUGAUCUUGCAGGGAAAUUUUUUGCUUAUUUGUUUAAAAAAGUAUUGAGAAUCAGAUUUAGACAAUCGACAUCAGAGAACCAGGAAGUUUGGGUUUAAAAAAGAUUUAUAAAACUUCACAAUCCAGGACACAUGGCAGAAUUGGCCAGACGAAAGACAUCCCUCCUGUCAUUCAUGCAGUUCCUAGAAUCCUCACCAGUCAAGUCCAAGGUCAGGAUCUGAAGUUAUAAAAUACAUUUCUGACCGAAAACCCUUCUUUUUGCAGAUGAAUGUGAUUUCGACUCAGGACUUGUCCAAAUUAGGAAUUUUUUAAUGUUUGGGAUUUUUUCUAUUUUUAGACAUCUAAUUCUAUAGAUUCUAACUUUUUCUAACCUCUUCUAGGCAUGCCAAAUGCUGGCAAAAAGAAUUGCUUUUUGAAUGUUGAAGUUCUUGUAAAAAUAAAGCAGUGAGCAAAAUCCUUUUAAACACAGAAAUCCUGAGUUCAUCUUGUUGGUGGGCUCUGGCAAUUCUGUAGCAAAUAAAUCCUUUGAAAGAACUCCAAA